UUGGAGAUGGGGCUAUAUAGCAUGCCAAGCCCAGCAGAGGCUGGCCUUCCUUUUGCUCUACUGGCAAAUGCUUUGCUUCCAAUAGUACUGCUGAUGGGUGGGGUGAGAUGGGCCAUUCUUAAAGUGAUGGGAUUUGAUGGUGGUGAGGAUGGGCAAGAGGAGACCUUGGAGACAAGCAUGGUGAGCAGUGCAGGAGUUGGAGCCCGUGUGACCCGGUUUAAGUAUUUGAGGCAGAAGGAUGGUGGAGUUGGGGAUUGCUCUGUGUGCCUCCAUGGGUUUGAAGAGGAGGAAGAGGUCAGUGAGGUGUUAGCUUGCAGGCACUUCUUCCACAGGGCUUGUUUGGACCGCUGGUUGGGUCUCUUUCACUCCACCUGCCCACUCUGUAGAUCUAUGCUUUAAGGUUGUGUCUCAAUUUUCAUGUACUUAGAUUUUUCUCUAUCUUCUUGUUUCUCUUCUGCUUUUGGGUUGAACAGAGGGAGGGAUUGAAGAUGCUUUCUGCUUACCUUUUUUCCCCCCUUCAAGUGAAUAUGUGGUUUCCUUUUCCCCUUCAGUGUGGAGUUCAUAUGUAGUUAAAAAUGAAUAACCCGUUUUGUAUGUAUUUGCCAUGUUGAACAUGAUGAAAGAAUCACUUUUUUUCUCUCCUUA
Elaeis guineensis (African oil palm) is the source of this 645-nucleotide messenger RNA. Its product is annotated as probable E3 ubiquitin-protein ligase XERICO. NCBI's taxonomy places the organism in Eukaryota, Viridiplantae, Streptophyta, Magnoliopsida, Arecales, Arecaceae. The record is from RefSeq and is a predicted model, not a curated record. Gene Ontology annotation, molecular function: zinc ion binding.